AUGUAUCCGAAAAGACACGUGGAUAAGGUGGGGAUAGCGGCUUAUCUCUGCCGAGGGCAGAAGGCUCUGAGAGGCGCAGGGAGGGGCAACCUGAGCCAACCCGGCGGCAACUCGCGAGCUUCUCCGAGCUGCUCGAGGAUUCCUCUCCGCUCCCCGAUGGCGGCGAUGGCGACUUCUCUCUCACCGUGGAGCAUGGCUUCCCUGCGUGCCGCACUCCCCUCGAGUUCCUCGUCUCAGCCUCCUCACUUUCGUCUCCCGGCUACUGCCCCUUCUCUUCCCUCCUCUUCGAGACUCGGGCUGUCCCGCCGCAAGCAGCUCACGCCCCUGAGGUCCUACUCCGGUCUAUCUACCCUGAACACACUCUUCUCGAUCGGUUCCGGUGAGUUGCGAAUUUAUCUAGAUUAUGCUGUUUUCAUCCUCAGCCUUUUUUGUCGGUCGAAUUUCUAUAAUUGUUGACUCAGAAUCUAUUUCAAUGUCUGUCUAAAUUAUUCUUUCUUCUUCAGUGAGAGAUAAUCCUACUUUUUAUGGGGUACAUUCCUCUCGAUACAUUCAUCGUUGACCUUACGCAGAAACGUCUCGUUACUAACACGUAGUGAACCUGUAAUUGGUCUGGGUGUAUUAUUGUGGGGGUGAGUUUCCAGCUUCAUUGCAGGAUCUCGUUCAGUUUAGUCACUAUGCUUUACCACCUUUGCUCUCAACUCGCCCUUCAUCCUUCCCCGUCUGCCACGAUGGUGCCUGAACCCUCCACCCUAAUACAGUUUUAAUGGACUCUUUGGAUCCUUUUUCUUCCGACCCACUCGAUCACUUGCCAUUUCAUUUUUAUUCUGCAUAAUUUUCUAUUUUCUUCAAUGCCUCCAAUCAGUUUCUUAUAUGCUAUGCUCAUUAAAUGUUCUUCUUGUCUUCUUUGCGCUUAUCUAAAUCCUUAUGGAUUUAGUUUCCUCGAUUGUCGCCUGCCGUCAGUACUGCAACAAUCUUUUAAGAAGAGCCAUUUAAUAUAUCGCCCUUUUGAAUUAUUUUGUCUUCUCGAACAUCUGCCUUUACGCUUUGCAGCUAGUCUCAUAUUUUCUGUGUGAUUUUUAGUAGCCCAACACUCCGUCCCAUUUACGUCAGAUGCUUAGUUAUUUGCGGCAGACUUCUGUAGCGCGUUUUUGCUUCUUCACAGUUUCUUUCAGCUUCAUUUUAUCUAUUUAUUCUAUAUAUAGGAACAGUUUCUUCAUGGCACCUUCAAGUAAUUUAGUUACAUAAUUUUAGUUUGCAUUUUUUAGUUAUCUGUGCAGCUGAACGACCAUUGACUCAGGAUGGCAACUUCGUUCAGGAUAAUUAACCUUAUUAUCUCUUUCGUAAUUAUUAAACAUUUUAGCAAAGUUCUCACGAGUGUAAGGGAGAAUUGGUGCAACCAAAUGUGAUUUAUUCAAAUAUCUGUGCCAGAUGCUGCUGAGUGCGAUCAGGCAUUUAUCAACGUUGACAAUGGAAGCAAGUUCUAUGCGAUGAGACAUGGAAGACGUGUUCCGAAACUCAACAGGCCUCCAGAUCAGCGAAGAGCACUGCUUCGUUGCCUCACAACACAGCUCCUGAAGUAUGGGAGAAUCAAGACUACCAGAGCGAGGGCUAGCGCGAUGAGGAAAUAUGUUGAUAAGAUGAUAACCCUGGCCAAGGAUGGGUCUCUUCAUAAGAGGAGGCAGGCUCUGGGCUUCAUAUAUGAGAAACAGAUAGUCCAUGCCCUGUUUGCCGAGGUACCUGGGAGAUACGGAGAAAGAAAUGGAGGCUACACAAGAAUUAUCAGAACCCUUCCUAGGCGAGGAGACAAUGCUCCCAUGGCCUACAUUGAGCUUGUCUAG
Molecule: messenger RNA, 1838 nt
Organism: Spirodela intermedia
Lineage: Eukaryota; Viridiplantae; Streptophyta; Magnoliopsida; Alismatales; Araceae
Source: the annotation of a GenBank genome assembly